Messenger RNA from Oxyura jamaicensis (ruddy duck), 2886 nucleotides. RefSeq names its product gamma-aminobutyric acid type A receptor subunit gamma3 (gene GABRG3). Gene Ontology annotation, molecular function: GABA-A receptor activity; benzodiazepine receptor activity; GABA-gated chloride ion channel activity. NCBI's taxonomy places the organism in Eukaryota, Metazoa, Chordata, Aves, Anseriformes, Anatidae. The record is from RefSeq and is a predicted model, not a curated record. Bases 78 to 1448 code for a protein of 456 amino acids. Gene Ontology annotation, biological process: gamma-aminobutyric acid signaling pathway; synaptic transmission, GABAergic; nervous system process. Gene Ontology annotation, cellular component: dendrite membrane; synapse; postsynapse. The transcript has 10 exons.
CGCCGUUCGCAUGCGAGCCUCCCGCAACCUCUCCUUGGCCCCGCUGCACCCCUUACCUGGCCAGCUCUGCCCGGACCAUGCCCGCUAAGCUCCUCGCCGUCUUCUUCCUCCUCUCGGUGUUUCACGCCCGUUCCAGAAAGGUUGAAGAAGAUGAAUAUGAAGAUGGAACAACCAACCAAAAAUGGGUUUUAGCUCCAAAAACACAGGACACAGAUGUGACUCUCAUACUAAACAAGCUGUUGAGAGAGUAUGACAAAAAGCUACGGCCAGAUAUUGGAAAAAAAACAAUAAUUUUUUUUGUUGAUUUUUAUGUCAACAGCAUUGGUCCUGUAUCAUCAAUAAAUAUGGAAUAUCAAAUUGAUAUAUUUUUUGCCCAGACGUGGACAGACAGUCGUCUUCGCUUCAACAGCACCAUGAAAAUACUGACUCUGAACAGCAACAUGGUUGGUUUGAUCUGGAUCCCGGACACGAUAUUUCGGAACUCCAAGACAGCAGAAGCUCACUGGAUCACCACCCCCAACCAGCUCCUCCGGAUAUGGAACGAUGGCAAGAUCCUGUACACCCUCAGGCUUACCAUAAAUGCUGAGUGCCAGCUGCAGCUACACAAUUUCCCAAUGGAUGAACACUCAUGUCCACUGAUAUUCUCUAGCUAUGGCUAUCCUAAAGAAGAAAUGAUUUACAGAUGGAGAAAAAACUCAGUGGAGGCUGCUGACCAGAAGUCUUGGAGACUCUAUCAGUUUGACUUUAUGGGUCUCAGAAAUACUUCAGAAAUUGUGAAAACUUCUGCAGGUGAUUAUGUAGUCAUGACUAUAUACUUCGACUUAAGUAGAAGAAUGGGAUACUUCACUAUUCAAACGUACAUUCCCUGUAUAUUAACAGUUGUUCUUUCCUGGGUAUCCUUUUGGAUUAAAAAAGAUGCCACGCCAGCAAGAACAGCAUUAGGAAUUACCACAGUAUUGACCAUGACAACUUUGAGUACCAUUGCAAGAAAGUCAUUACCCCGUGUCUCCUAUGUCACCGCUAUGGAUUUGUUUGUGACUGUAUGCUUUCUAUUUGUCUUUGCUGCUCUGAUGGAGUAUGCAACCCUCAACUACUACUCCAGUUGCAGGAAACCAAACUGUACUAAGAAGAAAAAGUCGCUACCUGAUGUCAGUUUUGGUCAUGUGAUGAAUUAUUCUGUACUUGAUAUGAGACCACCAACUACAGUCAUCACAUUGAACAAUGCCAUGUACUGGCAAGAAUUUGAAGAGGCAUGUGUCUAUGAAUGUCUGGAUGGGAAAGACUGCCAGAGCUUUUUCUGUUGUUAUGAAGAAUGUAAAUCAGGCUCAUGGAGGAGAGGACGGAUUCACAUAGACAUCUUAGAACUGGAUUCUUACUCUAGGGUCUUUUUUCCUACAUCCUUCCUGCUGUUUAACCUGGUCUACUGGGUUGGAUACCUCUAUCUUUAAAUGUUGCCUGUAGUGGUGAAGACUGUCGUGUUUUCACACUGCGGAGGGAUGGUGGAAGUGCAGAAAAAGUGAAGGACAUGGUCGGUUUCAUCUCAAAUUAUAGAGGCCACAUUAACCUUCACCAUCACAGAUCCUGAUGAAGAAUUUUAAUAUGUAAUUUCCUGAAAAAGAAAAAUGUGGAAGAAUUCUCUCCUUACUGCUAUUCAUUUUAAGGGAAAGAUUCUUACAAAAUUCAGCUGAAUUUGUAGUGUAAGCAAUGUUUAUGAAUAAUUAUUGUAUAUUAGAAUUCUUACUAUUCUCCCUUGGCAUAGAAGCUAUACACAAUUCAGGCAAGGAUUAAGUAUGUCAUUUUUGUUCUUCAUUCCCAUACUUUCUUCAAAAUGCUGCCAUAUCCCUGAGGCUCAGAGCAACAUACACCGGCACUGGCAAAUAAGCUAAAGCCAAUGAAACCACCCAUUUAUAUUUAAACUUGCUUGAGCUAUAUCCCAUAGGUUCUGGGAAAUAUUUUCCUGGUGAUCUCCUUGAUAUAGAGAAACCACCAAAAGACAGUAAUAAAUGUCUUUGGUGAAAUUAAAACAGGGAAGCUACUUACUUCAAAGGUCUGGGAUUUAUGGAAUUAGCCACUUACCUACAUGUAUUGGUUUUAAUUUGAGAUGAAAAGGCAGAGUUCUAAGAACACUAAUAUUUUGAUAUAAAUAAGACUUGACUAUCUCUGAGGCAACUGUAGGCAUAACUUCUACUGUUUUUCAAGCUUUUAACUGUCUUUUUUUAUGACUGGUUAAACACAGGAUUGUCAUUGAUUUCUAAAGUACUCUACUUGAAGCAGGACAAGAUUCCUGCUUGUUUGUGUCAUUGUAGCAGAUCACAGUUGAUAGGCCAUGAGUAAAAUCACUAUAUAAUAGCACUAGGAAUAUGUGACUUUCUUCAGAUUGCAAUUUACUAAAAAGUGCUCUCAUGCAUUCCUAUCUUUUUUCUUCCAAAGUUAUUUUAUAAAAUUAAGAAAAAAAAAAAAAAAGAAAAAAAAACUUUGAGUGCCAAAGGCGGUUUUAAUUUCUUCCAUAAAGUUAAAUUUUGCAGUCCUUAUUUAUGUUAUAUAUUCCUUGGAUCUGACCUGAAGACUGAAAACUUUUAUGGGACUGUCACCCCCUGGAUCAAACAUGGAAUAGCUGCCACAUGUAGAUCUUUCCUAAACUACCAACUACAUUUUAGUAUAGAGAGGUAUUUUGUACUUUUCAAACUGUUGACCAUUAUAUUCUUAAAAGGACCAUUUUUUUCAAAAAUUAGUUUUACAGUGUUAAACUAUAUUACUUUUUUUACAGACUGUUUCAAUAAUUAUUAAGGAACAAAACAAAUUCAAGACUAAAUAGUAAUGGCUUUUCACUACCUUUUGGAUAACAAACUGUUACAACAGAUUAGACAGAUUCACCUCAAAAAAAAA